Messenger RNA from Ilex paraguariensis (yerba mate), 1143 nucleotides. The record is from the annotation of a GenBank genome assembly. Lineage: Eukaryota; Viridiplantae; Streptophyta; Magnoliopsida; Aquifoliales; Aquifoliaceae.
AUGGCUGACGAUAAGGAGAUGACUGCCUCCAUUGUGGAUGGAAAUGAUGCAGUCACAGGUCACAUCAUUUCCACAACCAUUGGAGGAAAAAAUGGAGAACCCAAACAGACUGUCAGUUACAUGGCAGAGCGUGUUGUGGGGACUGGAUCAUUUGGAAUUGUUUUUCAGGCAAAAUACCUGGAAACUGGCGAGACUGUUGCUAUAAAGAAGGUUUUGCAAGACAGAAGAUACAAGAAUCGUGAACUGCAGUUGAUGCGCACGAUGGAUCAUCCCAACGUGGUGUCUCUGAAGCAUUGUUUCUUUUCAACCACAAGCAAUAAUGAGCUUUUUCUCAAUUUAGUCAUGGAGUAUGUCCCAGAGACGAUGUAUCAGGUUUUGAAGCAUUUUAACAAUGUGAACCAGAGAAUGCCACUCAUCUAUGUAAAACUUUACACAUAUCAAAUGUUCAGGGGGCUGGCGUACAUGCAUACUGUUACUGGAGUAUGCCACAGGGACUUGAAGCCUCAGAAUGUUCUGGUUGAUCCUGUCACUCACCAGGUGAAAAUCUGCGAUUUUGGAAGUGCAAAAAUGCUGGUGAAGGGUGAGGCAAAUAUAUCAUACAUUUGUUCGCGAUUUUAUCGGGCUCCAGAACUCAUAUUUGGUGCCACAGAAUAUACAACCUCAAUUGAUAUCUGGUCAGCUGGCUGCAUUCUUGCGGAACUUCUUUUAGGGCAGCCUUUGUUUCCUGGAGAAAAUGCAGUGGACCAGCUAGUAGAGAUUAUCAAGGUUCUUGGCACACCAACUAGGGAAGAAGUUCGCUGUAUGAAUCCCAACUAUAAUGAUUUUAGGUUUCCUCAAGUAAAGGCGCACCCGUGGCACAAGAUUUUCCACAAACGGAUGCCUCCUGAAGCAAUUGACCUCGCUUCACGGCUACUGCAAUACUCUCCCAGUCUUCGCUACCCGGCUCUAGAGGCAUGUGCACAUCCUUUCUUUGAUGAGCUUCGAGAACCCAAUGCUCGCCUACCAAAUGGUCACUCGUUACCACCUCUCUUCAAUUUUAAACAGGAGCUAUCUGGAGCCACUCCAGAGCUUGUUACCCGGCUGAUACCAGAGCAUGUGAGAAGGCAAAUGGGUUUACAUUUUUUGCAUCCCACGGGGACAUAA